Stereum hirsutum FP-91666 SS1 is the source of this 1962-nucleotide messenger RNA. Its product is annotated as alpha/beta-hydrolase. The coding region runs from base 79 to 1410 and encodes 443 amino acids. Lineage: Eukaryota; Fungi; Basidiomycota; Agaricomycetes; Russulales; Stereaceae. The transcript has 12 exons. The record is from RefSeq and is a predicted model, not a curated record. Gene Ontology annotation, molecular function: palmitoyl-(protein) hydrolase activity. Gene Ontology annotation, cellular component: membrane.
CGUUGUCCUAACGCUCCUCGACAUUGCAUCCGACGUCGAGCAACUGGUUUGGCUAACGUGUGCUCGCUAUUGUCGACGAUGUCAAACCUGCUUCCCUCGCUGGAGACCUUUGCUAAGGGAACGGCUGCAACGGCAGCUGGUCUCUCAACCAUCGGAAUGGGACUGCUUUAUUAUGGCCAGAAUUAUCUAAUAUACCCGAGCGCGUUUCCUCCUGGGUCGAGAGUUGAUGUACCAACGCCAACGGACUUUAGUCUUCCAUAUACGGACCUCACGCUAACGACAUCAGACGGGGUCAAGCUGAAGGCAUAUCUUUUGCUGCAGAGACCGAUCUUACAUGUGCACGGAGAGACGCCGGUAGAUUGGGAUGGAGAGAGCGAAGGAGAGGAUGACACACCACUGAGCGUUGGUUUGAACUCUGCAUCUUCAUCCCAUAUGCUCCCUUUCGCGUCUACCCGUCCAACGAUAAUGAUGUUCCACGGCAACGGAGGGAACCACGGCCAUCGAAUCCCUUUGGCAAGGGUGUUCUUCGUCAAAAUGAGGUGUAAUGUCCUGAUGGUCUCGUAUCGAGGUUAUGGGCACUCCGAAGGCUCGCCAUCUGAGAAAGGUCUCCAAAUCGACGCACAGACCGGAUUGGACUAUGUCCGAAGUGAUCCAGUGUUGCAGCAAACGCCGGUCGUUCUCUUUGGUCAAUCAAUAGGUGGCGCCGUCUCCAUCGACCUUGCAAGCAAGAACCCCGACGCCAUAACUGCCAUGGUCCUCGAAAACACAUUCAUGUCACUUCCCCGCCUCAUCCCUACUGCUUUCCCGAUCCUCUCACCAUUCUCGUUCCUAUGUCAUCAGAAGUGGGAAUCGUAUCUCAAGAUGCCCAAAAUCCCUCGCGCGGUCCCGAUCCUCCUCCUCGGCGGCGAACGCGACGAAGUAGUUCCACACGAGCACAUGGACCAACUCUGGGGUCUCGUCAAAUCUCGUGGCCUACCGCCUCCAAGCCCAAGCCCAUCAUCCCAUCUCCAGCCCCCUCCCAUGUCCUCUUCACGAUCGCGAUCCGCUUCACCCGCCAUACCCUCAAGCCCGCCAACAGUACCCUCGAAAGAAGAAGCGCGAGAGACACAGACAGAUUUUAGGGGGAAUGCGGCGGCUGGGCUUCCUGGGACUGGGAAUGAGGGAGGAAGAGAAGGGAGAAGACAGCCGAGGGUGCAGUCACAUUGGGAGACUGGCAGUCGAUAUUUGGAGUUUCCGAUGGGGACACAUAAUGAUACGUGCGUGCAGCCCGGCUAUUGGAAUGCCGUUGCGGAUUUCGUGGCCAGUUUGAAGUCUAGGACGCCCAAGUCUCCUCUCCCGAGUGUCAGCCCGAGGCAAACAACCUCUGAAAUCGUAGAGGUGACCUCAGCGGGCAAGGCGAAGACGUCAUGAGGGGUACAUCCAAGGCCGCGAUAGUUGGGCUGUCGUAUGUCGCUGCUAGGUGCUGCAAACGACUCAUGGACACGAGCGUCGCUUUCACCGUUUGUGUUAUCCUCUUCUAGUUUCGGUCUCUAUCCCGACUUUUCUUCUCCCACUGAGUCUGUCACUGUCAGUUCUAGUUUCUCUCCUGGGGCCUAGGUUUAGUCAUAGUGUUCAUACUUGGUAUGGUGUGUGGCGUGUGGUGUGUGGCCCAGCUUAGGAGUUGUGUGUCAAACUCGCCCAUUUCCUUCCAGCAUUCUCGGUUUUCAAACUACUCCGACCCUCCUUAUGAUUCCAUCCUUCUCUGUGUCUCCUUCCUCCGUCCCGCCCUUCACUUUUUGCUUGGUUUACUUGGAUAUGUAGACGUCGAUACUUACCGUCUUUUUCGCUUUCGCUUUCAUUUUCUCGUGAUUCCUGUCUCGGGUGUACAGUUGGUCUGUUCGAGUCGUCAUUAUCUUUGUGCCCGUAUGUGUGCGUCUGUGAAUGGAUGAAUGGAUGGAUGGAUGGAUGGAUAUACGUGCGUUG